AUGGCAACGACUGUUCCUGCCUUGAAAGAUGGAUACUUUAUUUUCCUCCGGGUUGGCGACUCGAUGGCAGAUCGAUAUGCGUGCUUCGCUGAAGUAGAGAGUAUGUGUCGUAUGUUUACCGAGACGCUCAAGGUUGUCGAGGACUUAAACGCCGAGGAAGUGCUGCAGCGGAUGGAGCUCACGGUUGACUCGUUUGAACAAAUGUGCGCCUGGGAGAAUGAUCUCGACUUUAGGUUUCCCGAGAGCAGUUGGCGGGGCUGCGCGGCUUGCCUGUACAAGGGAGCGCUGGUCGCCAACCUGUCGGUCGUAGUUGUGCGCGAAGUCACAACCCGUGCACUGAAGCUCAAAUGA
Molecule: messenger RNA, 351 nt
Organism: Peronospora matthiolae
Lineage: Eukaryota; Oomycota; Peronosporomycetes; Peronosporales; Peronosporaceae
Source: the annotation of a GenBank genome assembly